Aegilops tauschii subsp. strangulata is the source of this 1173-nucleotide messenger RNA. NCBI's taxonomy places the organism in Eukaryota, Viridiplantae, Streptophyta, Magnoliopsida, Poales, Poaceae. The record is from RefSeq and is a predicted model, not a curated record.
AUGGAGGAGGUGAUAGCUUUUGGUGGUAUCCCGGAUCCUGCUUCCGUGGACAGGUGCUUUAGUCACCGGAUUCAGUCUCAGCCGGAUGCCGAUGACAUACAGAUGGGGAUGAGGGCCGCCAAGCUUCGAGAUAUUGAAGCAAAUACAGAAAUGAAAAGAAAGACUUUGCACUAUUGGUUUGCAAGCACUUCGAACACCAACCAUGUUGUUGUUCCUGAACCAGCAGCAACACAAAUUCCGAACUUGAACCAUCUUACUCCAACAAUUGAGAGCAGUAAUCCCCCAACAGAUGAGAGCACUAUCCCUCCUUCAAACGAGAGCACUACCCCCCCUUCAAUCGAGACCACCAACCGCCCAACUGAUGAGAGCACAAACCAACCACCAACACCAAAGCUUCUUAUCCAAGAGUUUCACCCAAGUCAAAUUUUUGGUGAUCCGGUAGAUCGAAUACCAAUAGAAGAUUAUGCCCCUAAAAUUCGAAGUGAAGUUAGAAGAGCUUAUUUGUUGAAAGGAAGAAACAAAGCUGAAGGGCAUAAUUUUGAAAUCACAUUGGAUGGUACAAUCCAGAGAUCUUUUCAACCACAAUGGCUAGAUAGGUUCGAUUGGCUGGAAUAUAGUGUGAAAAAGGAGGCUGCCUAUUGCUUCCAUUGUUUUCUUUUUAAGAAACCAUCACAGGUUGCUACAUUUGGAAAUGAUGUAUUCACAUUACAUGGUUAUCGUCGUUGGAAAACAGCUUUGGGAAAUUUUCAAAAACAUAUUGGUGGUCCAUCUAGUUACCACAAUAACGCUAUAGGCUUGUGUGAUGAUUUCAAGAAUCAAAGGGCAAAUGUGGCAACCAGAUUCCGUGUUUACAAUAAAGAGGCUGAGAUAGCCUACAAAAUCCAUUUGACUGCAUCCUUAGAUUGUGCAAGGUAUCUCAUAGCACAAGGGGAAGCUUUCCGUGGGCAUGAUGAAUCCUUCAAUUCAAUCAACAAAGGGAAUUUUAGGGAGCUCUUGGAUUGGUACAAGUGCAAGCGGAAAGAUGUGGAGGAGGCAUUUGAUAAGGGGCAAGAUAAUGCACUUAUGAUAUGUGGAGAAAUUCAAAAGGAUCUUGCUGCAUGUUGCGCAAUGGAGGUAACCAAAGUCAUCAAGAGUGAGCUUGGACAUAAGAAAUUUUCAGUUCUAGUCGAUUAG